CUUGGCCCCGAUUAACUUCUUCUCCUAUCUAGAUAUUACUCUAUAAAAUCCACUCUAAUCACUGCGUGACGUCAUACGAAAAACCAGACAGCAAGCCCAGUUAUUCCAAUGCAAGUUUACUUCCUGGCAUCCUGGCAUAAUCAACGAUAGAUUUUUUUUUUUGAAAAAAUGCGCCUAUGGCCGUCUAGUAAAGAGACGGCUGAGCCACCAGUAUUUCUAGAAUGGAGGUCAUCGAAGAUCUUCAUUAUUUUCGUGGUUUCGUUUGCCGUUUUCACGGAUAUCCUACUAUAUGGGCUGAUUGUUCCUGUGACUCCAACCGCUCUGCAUGAGAGGGUCGGUCUAUCAGAAAAUAAUGAACAAAGCUGGACAUCUAUUCUAUUAGCACUCUACGGAGCGGCACUAUUGGCAUUCUCGCCUAUUGCUGGAUACAUCGCUGAUAGGAUCGAGUCACGAUGGUGGCCACUUAUGAUCGGCUUAAUUGCCUUGGGUGCCUCUACGGCGUUACUUUGUGUCGGCACUCAUCUCGGCCUCUGGAUCGCCGGCCGUUUAUUCCAGGGCGCGUCGGCGGCAGUUGUCUGGACCGUCGGGUGUGCACUUUUAGUCGAUACAGUGGACAAAGAAGAGCUUGGACAAUCAUUAGGCUAUGUUAGCAUGGGGAUGACUCUUGGGACCAUGGGCGGUCCCCUCCUCGGAGGCGUUAUUUACGAACACGGAGGAUAUUAUGCCGUUUUCGGAUUGGCCUUCGCGUUGAUUGGAUUGGAUAUUAUCUUUCGAAUCAUUAUGAUAGAGAAGAAGCAUGCCGCGAAAUGGCUUCCACCCAAGGGUGGGUCCUCCAAGGGUGAGCAAUUAGACCAGGAAGCUGCCUCGCAAGACGCCACAGAAUCUUCAGUCAUCGCUGCACAGGACAGCGACCACAAAAGUGAAAGAAGCUCACAAGCAGGACUACCUGGAUCGUCAGAAAGCGCACCAAUCUCCCAGGAGUCAAAAGGCCAGGAGCUCGACCAUUACAGUCACUCGACAAGCGCAGAACCCAAACCUACAAGAGCUAUACUAACUCUACUAGUGUCGCACCGCAUGCUAGUCACCAUAUGGGCGUACUUCAUACUAUCGACCGUUCUAACCUCCCUUGACAGCGUGCUUCCCCUCUAUGUUAAAGAUACAUUUCACUGGGGUCAGACAGGUCAAGGGUUGAUCUUCGUCCCACUAUCCAUUCCCCACCUCAUGGACCCGCUAGUCGGGUGGCUCAUUGACAGUUUUACAAAUACACGGCGCUACAUUGCAGCGGGCGCACUUUUCGCAACUAUUCCGGUCAUUGUCUGCCUCCGAUUCGUCACAGACGACGGAAUGAGACACAAGGUACUGCUCUGCGCCUUACUGGCCCUUCUUGGUGUGUGUUUAGCCUUCCUUAUGCCACCUAUUUUGGUAGAAGCAUCAUACGUCGUUCAAGAAAAAGAAGAAAGGAACCCCAAUAUUUUCGGUAAAGGGGGAGCGAUGGCUCUUUCGUAUGGGAUUUUGAACGCGGCCUUUGCGGCGGGCAGUAUAGUCGGGCCGUUUUUUGCAGGCUUUAUUCGAGAAGAUGCUGGUUGGGGCACCAUGGCGUGGGCACUUGCCUUGCUAACAGGUGUGUCUGGUAUACCGGUGCUGUUAUUCUUGGGGGGAUUCCUUUUCUCGAAGAAGGUGAGAGCUCAGUCCCCUGCAUGAUUUGGGAGGCUGGCUAUGCGUAUACAAACAUUGGGGAUGUAUAUAGAUACGACACAGUAUAAACCGAAAAGUUCUCCGCUCCACUUAAUCCUAGAACAUAAUUUAAUGUAAUAGGUACAGCCAUGCUCAAAUCCCCA
Aspergillus alliaceus is the source of this 1838-nucleotide messenger RNA. Its product is annotated as MFS transporter. The record is from RefSeq and is a predicted model, not a curated record. Gene Ontology annotation, biological process: transmembrane transport. NCBI's taxonomy places the organism in Eukaryota, Fungi, Ascomycota, Eurotiomycetes, Eurotiales, Aspergillaceae. Bases 169 to 1701 code for a protein of 510 amino acids. Gene Ontology annotation, molecular function: transmembrane transporter activity. The transcript has 5 exons.